Galleria mellonella (greater wax moth) is the source of this 1242-nucleotide messenger RNA. Its product is annotated as cilia- and flagella-associated protein 36. Gene Ontology annotation, cellular component: axoneme; ciliary base. The transcript has 7 exons. The record is from RefSeq and is a predicted model, not a curated record. Bases 115 to 1134 code for a protein of 339 amino acids. Lineage: Eukaryota; Metazoa; Arthropoda; Insecta; Lepidoptera; Pyralidae.
AACGUCAUAAAAAUGUAAUGUUCUGCCUACUCAGUUACCUGGGUGAAAAUAUACUUACUGAAUAGUUUGUACACACUUCUUGUUCGUUAUUGUAUUAAUUUUGUUAUCUACCAGAUGGAAAAUUUGGAUAGUAAUGCUUGGGUAUUUGAUUCUCUCGUGGGUUUCCUACACGGUCCAGUAUGGAAUAUUCCGUUGCAGACUUUUAUAGAAGAGAAAUCUUUGCCUUUUGAACCUACGGAAAAUGGCGAAGUCCUCGACCGACCAGAAUAUAAAAAGAUUCAUGAUGAAUAUCGUAACUUGGUGGACGUGAUGUUAGGUUCGUUCAUGGAUGACAUCGGGAUCACUGCAGAUCAAUUUGAAGCGGCAUGUAGACUCUCUGCUCGCGAUUUAGCCGGACUGCCCGCACAUUUCCAUCGAAGACUCUUUGAGCAGAUCUGGGCAGCCAAUGACUACGACAUGUUUGUGAAGAUGAUGACGCAUAAGAAUGUCGAACUCCAACUACAGGCUUUGGAACUAAUCGAAAGGCGGUUUGGUGCAAUGCCAAAUAUAUUUUCUUCGGAGCCUGAAGAUAUAGACUCAUCACGUAGUGAUGAUAGCGAAGGUUGGCCUGAUAAUGAUGAAAUUAUGACUGAAAUAAAAAAAUUACAGCUUGAAGACUUAAAAGAUGAAAUAAUUAACGUCCCACCGGAAGAAGUAGUGGCUGAAAAACAAACUUUACUCUCAAAAUUACAAAACUUUGAGAAGAAAGAAGAAAAAGUCGAAAAAGAACAAACUGUUGAAAUAAUUAAAGAAAAACCGCAAGUACUAAUUGAACCACCAAAACCACCUCCGAAAAAAAUCGAGGUGAGUGAAGAAGAAGUACAUGCCCGACAAGAAUAUUUGAAACAGCAAAGGGAUAAACUAUUGGCCUUGAAGAAACGAGUCCGUGAACGAAAAUUAGGAGUUGGGGAUGCAGAAUCUGAAUCUGGAAGUGGUGAAGGGUCUCAUGUCAGCGUCCCUAGACCUAAGUCGGCGCGAGUGGCGCAGGCUGCGUUGGCCGGUGCGACGCCCCCACCGCCACCAGAUGCAAUGCAACUUCGCAGAGCCCUCGCGUCCAAACUUAAGUCUGAAGUAGUCGAUACAAACCUUGGGUGAUUCAUUAUUCCACUUAGAUAACUUUUUUCCAUAUUCUACGUCAUAAUUCUCUUUCGUAAAUGUAAAUUUGAAAGGUAUAAAUAAAAAAAAAAACAUCUGUUCAUAUUA